Molecule: messenger RNA, 935 nt
Organism: Durio zibethinus
Lineage: Eukaryota; Viridiplantae; Streptophyta; Magnoliopsida; Malvales; Malvaceae
Source: RefSeq, a predicted model, not a curated record
CAAUGCUUGCUCCAAUACAUCUUCCCACGUUAUCUCUCUCUCUCUCUCUCUCUCUUUCUCUCACUCGCGCACACACAUUAAAUCCUCUACAAAAAGGCCAUUACCAAGUUGUUUUACUAAGCCAAACCAUCGAAGAACCACAAGGUUGGAGGGGUGCAGAGAUGAGCAUGGAAUCAGUAGCCAGGGCAUCUCAAACCCUAGGCAGCGGGCCAAAUGGUCAGCAGGCUAGGAACUGGUGCGGCCACUUCCAGAUGCCACUGCACUACCCAAGGUACAACAAAGCUGACUACGAGGCCAUGCCAGAGUGGAAGCUUGAUUGUUUGCUUAAAGAGUAUGGACUACCCAUUUCCGGAGAUGUUGAGCAAAAGAGAAAGUUUGCCAUGGGAGCUUUUCUGUGGGCUCGCCAGACUUCUUAUUGAUCUUUUCUUGGUAUGCUUUUGUUAGUUCCUUCCAGUUUGAUCUGGGUUCUUCGUGAUUACUUACCUAAAACAAAGUAUUUGGACAAUGAUCAAAACUGGUAGGAAAUAUCAAUUGCGUACAACGAUGCCAAUGGUGGUGUUAUUAUCAUCUUCUACUCUGAAAAAAAUUGUUGAUUAGGGCUAUGUAUUUUAGUUAAUACUACUGUUAAUGUUGUUAAUCGUUUAACAAAAAAAAGAUCUUAGUUUUUAUGUUUUAAUAAAAAAAAGCCUUUGUCUUCUGACGUUGGCCAAAGUUUCCAGAAGUUCUUAAUUCAUUUUUGAGUGAAUGAUGGUUUGGGUUGUUGAGUAAAAAACUGAAAUAUUACCCUGCAAAAGAGUGAAAAAAGGAAAAGAAAGAAAGACACCUUGAACUUACAAGUCAAGCCAAAGCCAUCAUUUUCACAAGGUGAUAUGCAAAAAGAUUGAUUAUAAUAAAAUAAAAAUUGCAAAUGCGCUCCUAAUCAUGACUCAUACAUC